Molecule: messenger RNA, 930 nt
Organism: Dovyalis caffra
Lineage: Eukaryota; Viridiplantae; Streptophyta; Magnoliopsida; Malpighiales; Salicaceae
Source: the annotation of a GenBank genome assembly
AUGGUAAAACCUAAAAGAAACGUUUCUUUCUGCAACGAGUUCUUCAAAGUAUACCUUUCAGAUUUCAGUUCCCGCCAACUGAGCUUACCACCUGCUUUUGGUAUACAAUUUAAUGGAAAGAAUGAAACUUUACCAAAGAAUGCUACACUUAAAGAUGGAAAUGCAGAGAUUUGGCAUGUGGGGUUGGUGAAAAAUGAAGGGGACUGGAUUAUUAAAGAUGGGUGGAAAGAAUUUGCUUCUUAUUAUUCUUUAGUUGAUGGUGAUUUCUUGAUUUUUAAGUAUGAUGGGAGUUCUGAAUUUGAAGUUGAAUUGUAUGGUAAAAAUGGAUUGAAGAAUGAACGUAGAGGUUUAAAGAAUAGGACUAGCAUUCAUGUGAAGGAGGAAGAAGAAACAGAAGAAGAGACAGAAGUAGAGUUUAUUGGUAGUGGGCCUAGCAGUGGCUAUAAGCAGAAUGAUUCAAACAUUGAACCUCGAAGAACUCGAUCGCAGGGUUUGUUAGGAAAAAGUGGACCUGCAUCAAGUGAAACUAAGGUAGCAAAACUUGGGGGACACAAGGGGGUUAAAGUACCAUCAUCUGUUCCUGGCAAAGUUCCGCGCUUUGUGAUGAAUAUCACUAGAACAAUGCGAUUUGCUCGUAUUCCCAUGACAUUCAUGAGACAACAUAAUAUUAACGUGCCUAAAGAGAUGAAACUUCGUGAUGAGAGUGGGAAGUUAUGGCCUGUGCAAGUCAGUUUCUGGGACAGCGGCUAUACUGUGCUUACUAGUGGAUUCUCUGAGUUCUGCAGGAUGAACAAGUUGGUACCAAGAGACCAGUGCAUUUUUACAUUUAUCCUUGCAAAAGGCAAUUUUUGCAAUGUAAUACAGGUGCAAGUUGUUCGCCAGGAUCCCAGAACUCAUAAACAUGGUACGACUAUGAAGUUGAAAGCAUGA